AAACACUACCUCAGCCUGGUCCUGCACCUCCUGCAACUCGCCUUCGGGCUGACGGCGCUCGCCCUCUACGCGCACCACAUCCACACCAUCCACGACAGCGCUGCUACCGCCUCCGCCGCGCCCAAGGAUGUGUACGCCAUCGUCACAGCCCUGCUCGCCGGCAGCACCGCGAUCGCGUACCUCGUGCUGAUGCACUACAUCUUCAGGGGAAGGGUGCCCCUGGCGCGCCGGGCGGGGUGGCAGCUGCCCCUGUUUGUGUGGGACGCGGUGCUGUGUGUGCUGUGGUUGACGAUGUUUGGGAUCUUUGGGACGGAGUACCUCGGGAAAAAAUCGGCGACGGAGAGUGGGGAGACCAGGCGGAUGAGGCAUGCGGUUUGGGUGGAUUUGGUGAAUCUGGGGCUGUGGGUGGGCUCGGCGGGGUGGACGGGGGUGAGGUGGUGG
Molecule: messenger RNA, 441 nt
Organism: Aspergillus japonicus CBS 114.51
Lineage: Eukaryota; Fungi; Ascomycota; Eurotiomycetes; Eurotiales; Aspergillaceae
Exons: 1
Source: RefSeq, a predicted model, not a curated record